AUGCGCAAGACGCGCCCUUGGAUGCGCAAUCUAUCGCUCGACCCUCAAAGGCGCUCGUUGGAGACUGCUGGACCAUCCCUCAUCACUAUUGGUAGCUCACCAUCGGCCCCUAGUUCGCCAGAGGUAUACUACCAAGACGUCAUUGAUGUCGAUGCGCCUAUCGACAUUGGCUCUGACACCGAAGAUGAAGAUGAGAAUCCGCAAGACGAUGAUGCUAUGAAUGCCGGUAAUGUGCACAUCGGUCACCUUCGCACUAGAAUCGCAGGUUGCAAUCACUAUCACGGCCGAGUGACGCCAGGCGAGCAAGUGAAACUCGUUCGGCAGCCUCAGAACCAGUAUGAUUCGAAUGCCGUCCAAGUUCUCAACAUGGCUGCUCAACAAGUCGGUCACCUCCCUCGCGGCAUUGCACGAGGUGCAGCGCCAUUUAUGGAUCAACACGUUUGUCAUUUGGAAGCAGCUGUGCUUGGCCACAGGCAAGCAUAUUCCAUCCCACUCAUUAUCGACGUCUUUGCCCAUCCUUCCAUUGCGGAACCUUUGAAGACCGCUUUGGCGCGCGCAGGUUUGGUUUUGAUAGCAGGUGACGCUGAAGCUCGGUCCAACAAAGAACCAGCUAGACCCGAGCAAAUUAUCAACCUCGACAUACCGCACGAUGCUAUUACCAUCGACGAGAUCAAUGCUGAGGCCAUUGCAGUCAAUACGCAAUCAGCUAAUGCCUUGCUGGAUCAGCUCUCAGAGAAAGCUGUUGACCUCUUCAAGAUGCGAAAGGCUGUACAGCCGUCAAGACUUAAGACUCAGUUGCUUGGCUAUCAGUUGCAAGGCUUGAGAUGGAUGAUUGAGAAAGAAAAUCCGGUACUGCCUUCAGGGGCGACUGUGGCGCAAGGAUGGAAACAGAUUCGGGGCGCUUACGUCAACAUUGUUACGCAGUUUACGACUGAUACGCCUCCAAAGCUAGCUCGAGGCGGUUUACUAAGUGAUGACAUGGGACUCGGCAAGACUCUACAGAUUCUGUCACUCAUUGCGGCUGAGGCCGAGUCUGCGCCUGAUGUCUACACUGAAUUCGCUAAAGGAGCAACCCUUCUGAUAUGCCCGACAUCGCUUAUGUCAAAUUGGCGAGAUCAAGCUGCAGAGCACUUCAAGGGUGAUUCGAAGCUCAAGAUUUUGAUCUAUCACGGCACAGACAAACCACGAAAGAAGCAUCUCGAGCGCGCUGAACUCGUUCUUACGACGUAUGGCACAGUUGCCAAUGAAUUUGCCAGAAAGGACAAGAUGGAAACGACUGGCUUGCUGGACGUGCAGUGGAAACGAAUCGUGCUGGAUGAAUCGCACAAGAUUCGCAAUGCCAAUGCCCAAUCUUGUAAAGCAGUGACUGCUUUGAAGAGUGCUUCUCGAUGGUGCUUGUCUGGAACACCCAUCGUCAAUACCUUCAACGACUUGGCUGGCAUUUUGCGUUUCUUACGCUACACCGGUGGCCUUGAGGAUCCCAAGCUCUUCAAUUCGACAUUGACACGCAAGCUGCUGAGCAGAAGCCCAGAAGUUCGCUUGGAAGCAGGCAAAUUACUUCGCAUUAUCAUGCAAGACUUGUCCUUGAGACGACGUAAAGAUAUGGAAGUGGAUGGAAAACCCCUUGUCGCAUUACCACCCAUUCAGGAAUUCAUCCACAAGAUGCCAUUCGCAAGCAAAACGGAAGAAGACAUGUACGAGUUGCUGCAGAAGCAAGCAAAAGGCCUGUUGGUCGAUGCGCAGGGUGGUGAGUUCAAGUCGGGUGCCAUUCUGGAAAUCUUACUACGGAUGCGUCAGGCUGCCAAUUGUUUGUCCCUAGUGGGCGAGAAUCGUCUUGCUGCCUUGGAAGCCUUGGAGACACAAGACAUUGUCAACUUCACCCCAGAGAAUAUCAAGGCUCUUCACACGCUACUGCAAGUCUCUGUGGAUGCAGCGGACGAAUGCCCAAUCUGCAUGGAGGUGCUCAUGGCUGAAGGUCGUAUCCCGCAAAUAACAGCUUGCAAGCACGUCUUUUGCAGGGAUUGCAUUUCAGAGACCAUCAAAAAUCAAGGGACGUGUCCAUUGUGCCGUGCUGCUCUAACCUUGAAUCAGCUACUUGGCCUACCGGACUGCAAGUCUGAGAAGAAGACCAUCGGAAAGGGUGAAUCUACCAAGCUAUCAGAGCUGCUCAAGAUUUUGCACGCUUCGCAUCGCAAGGAUACAACCACUAAGACGAUUGUCUUCUCUCAGUGGACAAAGUUUUUGGACCUGAUUGAGCCUCAGCUCAAGACGGCUGGACUUGCCUUUACGCGCAUUGAUGGAACGAUGACUGUCAAGCAACGUGAUGCAGCCAUUAAUAGACUUGGCAAAGAUCCCAAGACGACCAUCAUGCUGGCAUCGCUCAGUGUUGCUUCUGUUGGCUUGAAUCUAGUCAUGGCCAAUCAAGUCAUUCUUUGUGAUCCAUGGUGGGCACCUGCUGUUGAGGAUCAAAGCAUCUCGCGCGUGUAUCGACUCGGGCAGAAGCGUCCCGUGACAAUCUACAAGCUCGUCAUGUCAGACACAAUCGAGGAACGCGUCUUGGCCAUCCAAGAACGGAAGCGCGAGAUGGCUAAAACGAGUGGCACGCAUGAAACGCGCGCACAGGCAGCACAGACGCGUAGGCGUGAUAUUGAGGCGCUUCUUGCGGAUUAG
Messenger RNA from Protomyces lactucae-debilis, 2670 nucleotides. Its product is annotated as SNF2 family N-terminal domain-containing protein. The record is from RefSeq and is a predicted model, not a curated record. The transcript is spliced from 2 exons. Gene Ontology annotation, molecular function: ATP-dependent chromatin remodeler activity; ATP binding; nucleic acid binding. The coding region runs from base 1 to 2670 and encodes 889 amino acids. NCBI's taxonomy places the organism in Eukaryota, Fungi, Ascomycota, Taphrinomycetes, Taphrinales, Protomycetaceae.